This is a messenger RNA of Paramecium pentaurelia, 1604 nucleotides long. The record is from the annotation of a GenBank genome assembly. Lineage: Eukaryota; Ciliophora; Oligohymenophorea; Peniculida; Parameciidae.
AUGAAAACCUAGACUAAUGAGACCAUUUCAUUUAACAUAUUAAAUUUUCCAUCUUCAAAGGAAUUUUUAUAAGGGUUUAUGAUGAAUAAUAAUCAUAUUUGUUAAAAACUCAAUAUACCCUUGCUACAAAAAAAAAAAUAUUUAGAGAAAAAUUAAAGAGUUCGUUUUUAAUUGUUUAGCAAUCCAAUAGAAAUAGAAAGUAUGUAAUAAAGGAAUUAAUAAACUCAAAGACUCAAACUUUAAACUUCUUUUUAGAUUAAUGAAUAGAUGGAAAAUAAUAUUCAAGAAUUAAUAUCUAGGGAUAAAGAUAUGUAAAUAAAAAGAAGAUUUACAUAAUCCCAUCAGAUUAAAAAACCAUUUGAAAUAUAAACUUUAAAGAUCUUAAAUACCAAUAGAGAUAGAAUGUAAUCUAUGCCAACUGAGUCAUUUUAAUUUGGUUUUUAAAUUUUAGAAAAUUAGAAAAAUGAUACUAGAAGAUAGAAAUCAUUAUUUGUUGAAUCAAAUAGUAAAUAAAAUUAAAUACCAAAGAUCUCUCUUUCUAAUAAUAAUAAAAAGAUUAGAAAUUAAUCCAUAAAAGGAAUUUUUAAUUAAAUAAUUCAUUAGAGAGAAACGAUUGAUCAUGCAAAAAUUAAAAUGAGACUUGUAGUAAAAAAGUUGAGACUUAAGGUUAUUGCCAUAUUAAUUAUGGCUGUUCUUAAGUUAAGCAAAAAAUAUAAGUAAAAUUUAAAUCUUAACAUAGACUUGUUCUUCUAAAAAGAAAUUAAGCUUUGUUGCAUUUUAAAAAGUUAAAGACACUCCAUUUAAAUCAUCUAAAUAAGUAUUAACAGAGAAUAAUUAAGCAAUAAUAUUAAAAUUUUAUAGAAAAAUUAUUUUCUAAGAUUAUUAAAUUAUUAAACAGUUAAAAUUAUAUUAAAGAUUUUAGUGAAAUCUUCAAUAAAAAAUAAGAAUUGAUUGUUGAUUUUUAGAAGUAAAGACUAUGUUAUUUCAUAAAAUUAUUAUUUUAAGAUUUAGAAUUGAUAACUAGAAAAAAUUUCUUGCCACCUUGUAUACUACAUUCUUUAAAUUUAAGUCUUUUUUAUGGAAAACAUACAUAAACUAGUUAAUUUGUAUCAAAUAGAACUUAAUUUUACUCAAAAACAGUUCAUUCUCUUAAUUAAGAUUAAAAAGUGUUAAUUGCUUUAGAAUAUCUUAUUUUUACAUUAAUUCUACCUAAUCUUUUAGAAAUUACUAAUAAAUAAGUUUAUACAGAUUCAGAUCUUUAAAUGAAUUUUUAAUUUUAUUUUAUUGCUAUUCCUGUCUUAUUAACAGUAUUUUUCACAAAUCAUUUCAAAAAGUUAUAAAAAAUUAAAAACUCAAAUGUUAAACCAAUUUAACUGAUACUAAAUGUUUAGGAAGAAGAAGGAAAUUCUCCUAUGAAAACUUAAUUAAUUACUUCAUCAAAAUUAGAAACUGAUGAAGAGUUGAUAAUAUCUGGAGAUUUUAAAUUCAAUUUUGUUUAUAAAAUAUUUUAUGAAAAACCUAAAUGGAAAAUUUAAAUGAGUACACUCUUUUCAUAAAUAGUGAAAAAUAUAGAAGCAUUAAUAGAUAUUUAAAAUGCAGAAUGA